Molecule: messenger RNA, 1246 nt
Organism: Vitrella brassicaformis
Lineage: Eukaryota; Vitrellaceae
Source: the annotation of a GenBank genome assembly
GCGACCGGCUGACAUCGACCGCUCAAGCCAGCCGAGACUCGCAAUGUGACUGUCAACUACCAACACGGCACGAGGAGGCUGUCAGAGGGUGGAGGGAGAGGCGUCAGCAAGCUCCUGAGAGCCAUUGCAUUGCAAAGGUGUUCGCUCACUCUUUCACUGUACGGGAGGGUGGGCAACGUGACGGGCAGACACUCAAAGAGCUCUCACGGUGUGUGUUUGUAUGUGUAUGAUGUGUAUCUCCACGCCCGAGAGCCUUCUCGUCACUUGCACUGCUUUGUCUGUGUGUAUCAGGCCGAUGGAACAACGCUCACGAGCCGAAACGCAUCGCUGGGCCAAGCAGAGUGAUGGGCGGCGAAGGGGAGGGGCGGCUGUUGCUUCACAUGGUGGCGGAGAGCGUGCCAGACACUCACAGGUGAGAGGGCGGCAAAGCAUGGCCAAACGGUGUCUGAUUGUGCUUGUGAGUGGUGUGAUUGUGUUGGGUGAUGUGUACAGGAUGGUGUCAGAGCGACAGAGAGUCCAAACGAUGGAAGCAACCUAACGCCAAUCCGAGGGAAACAAUGGUCGCAAGCAAACAAUGCGCAAGAUCCGUCAUGAUUUCACUGUGUUUUGCUUCGUUGUGUGUGUACAGGGUUCGUCUACGCGUCGAGGGGUGCGUCACGUUCGUCACCGAAGGCGAGGAGAACAAACGAGGUGCGCACACGUGAGUGAUGGAUCUGUAUGUGUACUGCAUCGUGUUGGGCGUGCGACUGGCCUGCGAUGCGCUCGUCUGCGUGUCUGUGUACUGUACACGUGUACGGAUUCACUCACUCGUUCACAGCGUCUGUGCUCAUCUCGGUUCUCUCUGUGUGCGUUGAACUGCUCUCUGCAGGCGUGUGUGUAUUGUACGAUCAGACGUAUACGUGUGCGCCGUCGCGAUCGGCCUCCCUCCGUCCUCUUCCCCGUGUUGGCAAGUACCACACACGUGUACGUCGACGUGCGCACGUUGCGGAUCGUGUGGGGUGUGCAUGUGUGUGUUCGCUGUGUGCAGCCGUCUGUAGACCUUCUGCGGCGUGUUGUUCUCGUCACCGGCAGCGGUGGCCCUUCUUGGAUGGUCUGCGUGUCUGUCGAUGCGCUACAGUGCUGCUAUUGUGAUGACCGGCCGCCCAUCUCUUGCACACGUGAGACCGACCAUCCAUCGAGUCGAAUCUGACGAGGCGUGGCGGGUUCGUGCACUGAGCAGCUCGGCGUGGCGGGAUCUGGCGUGAGG